CCAAUAAUUUGCAUUAUAAAUAGCAACACACCCGCCACUCUGCUUUCAUCAUAACUGGUUGAUACACAGAAAUACCAAGCUUCAAGCAUUUCAUGUUAAUGGUGAUUUUCCCUUUGACAACAUGUCUCCCCUUAGCAAGAACGACUUGCGACGGAUUUUCGAGAAGCUUGACAAGAAUGGGGAUGGCUUGGUUAGCCUGGAGGAGCUUAAUUGGUUGCUUGAGAGAAUCGGAGUCCAGUUUAGCCUUGAAGAAUUGGAGUCCUUAGUGGGAAAACCUUGUCUUGGCUUUGAAGAAUUCUUGUUCUUCUAUGAUUCCAUCUCCAACCACAACACCAAGAUUGAGGCAGCCUUUGAUGAUGAGGAGGAGGAAGAAGAAAUAAGGAUGGUUCAUGGUGGCGGUGAUGAUGAUGAUGAUGAUGAUGAUCAUGGAGACAGUGACCUUGCCAAGGCAUUCAAGGUGUUUGACUUGAAUGGUGAUGGCUUCAUUUCAUGUGAGGAGCUUCAAAGCGUGUUGGUAAGACUUGGUUUAUGGGAUGAAAAGAAUGGCAAAGAUUGCAGGAACAUGAUUUGCUUCUAUGACACCAACUUGGAUGGUAUGAUUGAUUUUGAAGAAUUCAAAAACAUGAUGCUACGUUCCGUUUCUUAAUUCCAAGGGGUUCAUCAAUGUCAUGAACACAAUUAUCAGCCUUGUUUUCUUUUGAGAACUAAUUGCUGGCAGCUCUACUGUAUUAAGCAAAAAAUAAAACUUUAUAUCUAUGGUGUUUUUCAGAUCCAACUAUAACCUUGUAAUAUUUUAUCAUCUAGUUUGAUAUUUACAAUGCAGUGUUGGUUGUUGGUUGCAA
This is a messenger RNA of Gossypium raimondii (Peruvian cotton), 842 nucleotides long. Its product is annotated as probable calcium-binding protein CML44. The transcript has a single exon. The coding region runs from base 122 to 646 and encodes 174 amino acids. Gene Ontology annotation, molecular function: calcium ion binding. NCBI's taxonomy places the organism in Eukaryota, Viridiplantae, Streptophyta, Magnoliopsida, Malvales, Malvaceae. The record is from RefSeq and is a predicted model, not a curated record.